AUGAAUAACCCUUCAGUUCUUUACCCAAUCAACGAUGAAAAUUGUAACGUUGAUAAUCCUCCACUAAGAUCUUUCAAAAAUAGCCCAAAGCACCAAAACCAGCAGUUCCAAAGACCAAGCCCUUCAAGAUCAAUCACAACUUCCAACAGGCAUUACAGUCAUAGCUCAAGACCAGCAACAAAAAGAGCUACUACUGCAAGAUCCAGAGCAAACUCAAUCAAAGCUAUAGGACCGCGUAUUCAGAAAUCUGCAACAGUUGUCCUUAUUGGUGAUUCCAAUUGUGGUAAAACAAGUCUUGUUUUGACAUAUUUGAACAAGAAGUUUUCAACAGCACCAAAAUCAGUACUUUUUGAAACUUAUGAUAAAUCAAUCAAUUUUAAUAAUAAUACCAUAGUUGACCUUCAGAUUUGGGAUUUUCCUGGUGAUGAAUAUUUUGAUAGGUUCCGUCCAUUAGCUUAUGCCAAUGCUAAAGGUGUAUUGAUCUGUUUCACAUUGGAUAGGUUGGAAUCAUUAAGUCAUAUUGAAGAAAGAUGGAUCCCAGAGUUGGAAACACAUUGUCCAAAUUCAAUCAAAAUUAUUGUUGGUAUUGGAUCUGAAGUUAGGUUUGAUAAAACUAAAAUUGAUAAAGUUCCACCAUAUGACUAUUGUUAUAAGUAUGCUAAAAAGUUGGGAUGUAAAUAUAUGGAGUGUUCAUUGGUUGAUAGGGAAAGUUAUAUCAAAGUUUUUGAACAAUUGGCUAUAUUAAGCACAACGGAGGCCAAACCACAACAACCAGUUGGCUUACUGAUGCCAAAGACAAGAACAAAUACAAUCACCAAUAUAUUAUAUCUUGGUGAUAAUGAGGACCAGCAGCAGCAGCAGCAAACAAAAGGGUCUGAGGGAAAAUCAAAUAAGAGAGUAACAUCAUAUCAUAAAAGAAGAUCAUUUAUAGGUUGUUCUAUAGUAUAA
Molecule: messenger RNA, 948 nt
Organism: Hansenula anomala
Lineage: Eukaryota; Fungi; Ascomycota; Saccharomycetes; Phaffomycetales; Wickerhamomycetaceae
Exons: 1
Coding region: 1-948 (315 amino acids)
Biological process (GO): small GTPase-mediated signal transduction
Molecular function (GO): GTPase activity; GTP binding
Source: RefSeq, a predicted model, not a curated record